Podospora anserina S mat+ is the source of this 1584-nucleotide messenger RNA. RefSeq lists its product as uncharacterized. The record is from RefSeq and is a predicted model, not a curated record. Bases 1 to 1584 code for a protein of 527 amino acids. The transcript has 2 exons. Lineage: Eukaryota; Fungi; Ascomycota; Sordariomycetes; Sordariales; Podosporaceae.
AUGAAGGAACGCUACACCACGCUGUCACAUUGUUGGGGCAGGAUCGAAAUCAUCAAGCUGAUCCAGGCCAACUAUGCCCAACUCACCGACCCGUCCGUUGGCGUGAACUGGGACAAGCUCACCAAGACCUUCCAAGACGCCAUCACCGUGACCAGGGCCCUCGGGGUCAAGUACAUCUGGAUCGACUCACUCUGUAUCGUCCAGUGGGAUGGCGAGAAGGCGCCUGGGGAUUUCAAGACAGAGGGGCAGCUGAUGCAUCUUGUGUAUAGGAAUAGCUUCCUCAACCUUGCCGGCGCUGACUCCAAGGAUGGAAGCCAGGGGCUCUUCAGGUCGUACGAAAAGAACCCCAGACAGAGGGUGUUGCAUGAACCUGUCAAGAUCGAGGGUGGGCGUGGGAUAGCGGGGGAGUGGUACAUCCUCCCAAAAGACUACUGGCGCCACGAGCUACUCGACAAAAUCCUUUACACCAGAGGCUGGGUCUUCCAAGAGCGCAUGCUCGCUCCCCGAAUCCUCCACUUCUCCACCCAUCAACUCCUCUGGGACUGCGCAACCCUCUCCGCUUCCGAGUCCCUCCCCCAAGGCCUCCCCCGACAAAUCGACACCAUCUCCGCCACCGAACGCCACUGGCGAGAGCGCCUCCUCCUCAUGCGAUCAACCCCCGCUAAUCAGCCCGCUCUUAUUAGAGCCGGAACAGCAGAUGACUCCCUCGAAACCUUCUGGAUAGAUUCUGUCAGAAAUUACACCCGUUGCGAACUAACAAACUACAUCUCCGACCGCCUCCAAGCCAUAUGGGGCGUCGCAAAGGUUGUGCGGGACGGGCUAAGGGAAGAGGGCUCUUGGGAUGAGAACGACCACCAAGAGGAGGAGUACGCCGCUGGUUUGUGGAGCAAGAAUUUGUACCUUCAGUUAGCAUGGAGGGUGGUUAACCCGAGGUUGAGGGAGGAGACGAGAUUGCCUGGGUUGCAGGGGAUACACCCCAGUUGGUCGUGGGCGUCGACUAUAGGGGAGAUUUCUCUCCAAUCGAGGCUUCGGCUGGCGGGGACUUGGUACCGGGUUAGGCACCAUGACGGGGGGGAGGUUAGGUUUGAGGUGAAGUGUCUUGGUGAUGUGGAGGGGAGUCCGGAGUUGGCGGCUAGAGGGGUGGAGCCGAAGAGGGAUCACCAGCCUGAGUUGGUUGGUAAGAAGCUUGCGGUCAGGGGGGUGACGGUGAGGGGGUGCUGGGAUCAAAAGACACAAGGGGUUCGGGUAUCAGUGGUGGAUGUGGCAGUGGUGAAGAGAUUUGACUUUUUCCCGGAUGUCGUCUUGGAGGAGGGGAGGGAGGUGUAUUUGCUCGUGCUAUCGGCGCAUGAAACGGACGAGCAUGGGCAAUUGGUGAUGGUGGAUGAUUCGGCUUCUGGAUCUGAAGUGUCAUGGAGGAAGCCAAAGGUGACGUAUAAUUCUGGGACCGGGCUGAUGCUAGAAGGGGGUGGGGGCGUUGAAAAUGAGUAUAAGCGCAUUGGAGCGUUCCGUUUCCAGGGGCUGGGGAAAGAUGAUAUGAGGGUCGUAGUCGACGAGACGGGAGUCAAGAAUAUUUGGGUUCUGUGA